Messenger RNA from Chanos chanos (milkfish), 6015 nucleotides. Its product is annotated as zinc finger protein 646. The coding region runs from base 462 to 5240 and encodes 1592 amino acids. NCBI's taxonomy places the organism in Eukaryota, Metazoa, Chordata, Actinopteri, Gonorynchiformes, Chanidae. The record is from RefSeq and is a predicted model, not a curated record. The transcript has 5 exons.
UACAAAUUUUAAAUGUAACGUCAUUUAUAAAUGAAAUUGAAAUGAUCUGUUAAUUGUAACUAAUCAAGUGAAAAUAAAAGAGUUUCAUGUUUUGAUUUAUGUCUUGACAGAGCACAGUUGUAAACCCUGUAUGUGAUGGAAAUGCAUGUUCUCCCAAAAGACCCUGCUAAUUGGCUUACCACGAAAAGUCCAGAAAUAGCUGAACAAGAAGUGUUGUGACGGAGGGGAUGAGGAUCUUGAAGAAUUGGUUCUCAACUGGCCCUGCUUCUGUCCAGACGCUGUCUGUCAACUGCUGCGAUCGAGUGGAUUUCAAAGGCUGAUUCAGGAGAGAAUAUCUGCCACCCAGGUAAAAUGGCUGAUACCACAGAAGCUGAGAGCUGAGCAUCACACAUUGCCCCCCUUUCUUUGUUCGAGGAUCAUUUUAUGUGGACAUUUCCCCCUCCCAUUUCAAUUAUCUCAUCAUGGCUAUGCAUGAUAUGAGUCGUGCCAAGGGUUACCCUUGCAAAGAAUGCAACAUGAUUUGCCCAAGUACACCUAGCCUCCUUGAGCACAUGAAAGUCCACUACCAUCAAGAAGAAAAUGGCAGGUUUGAGUGUGAACAGUGUGGACGCAUCUACAAGCAUGCAGGUAGUUUGGCUGCACAUAAAAAGUCCCAUGAAUUGGGCUCCUUCCAGUGCCCUGUGUGUACCAGAACGCUACCCAAUUCUGUGGCAUUGAAGAAUCACCUACGUGUCCAUACCCUGUCUCCCAGUGCCCAGGCUGAAGAAGAGAAUGAAGACGCCCUUGAAGACGAGAGGGAUUACGGUCUAGCCCAAGACCUUUCUGACACAGGUUUCAGAAGUCACCUCAACAACAGUGGAUUGAUGACAGGCCACGACCCAGAGAACCACAACGACAAGCAGAAGUCUCCUGGGUCUGAAGAUGCCUGGGACAGACCCUUCAAGUGUGACCAGUGUGACAGAACCUACCGCCACCACGGCAGCCUAGUAAACCACAAGAAAUCUCACCAGGAAGGCACCUACAAAUGCUCUGAGUGUUACAAACAGUUCAACAAUUUGGCUGCUCUGAAUGCCCACGAACGCACCCACUCAAAGUUUAAACCCCCGGGGAUGUCCAUGAGCUCUACUGUGCCUCCAUCUGAUCCAAGGCCUCCAGCUUCCCAAAACGAUGACAUGGCGGCCUGCUUCUGUCACCUGUGCCAGGUAGCUCUGCCCAACAAGACUGACUUUCAAGAGCACAUUCUGUUGCAUAACGCGGCCUCAUCUUCACUGGGGCUCACACGCAGUUUUCCAGGGAUAGUGCCUCAUAACUUGAGCACUGUUCGCUCCCCAGGUGUCAACCCAUACACACCUGCCCUUGGUGACCCUUUGCCAUUGCCCCCGUUACCUGACAAACGUGGACCGUACGACCAAAUGCUUGGUCCCCCUGUCAAUAAUGCCAUAUACACAUGUGCUUACUGUGGAGCAGGGCAUCCAGACCUGGAGAGCCUCAAAGCUCACUACCUGACCCAUGACCCUCAUCCGAACUCUCAUGCCCAAGAGGGCCCAUCCAUUCUGAAUUCUGAGGGACUGGGCUCCAACUCCCAGGCAACCGUGUCUUCGCCUGCUGGAGAUGCUAGGGGGCAGCAGCAGUCCUCAGCAGUUGACGACGCGGAGCGCAGAUUCAAAUGCCAAGAGUGUGGGAAAAGCUAUCGGCACGCCGGGAGCCUCGUCAAUCACAAACGCUCCCAUCAAACGGGCCAUUACCAGUGCACCAUAUGCUGCAAACAGUACCCACACCUGGCUGCCCUACACAGUCACCUCCGUAGCCAUAAGACUCGGCCAACCACGCAACCUAUGAGCGCAGAGGGUGACUGGCUCUCGUCAGAGCCAUUGACAGGCCUAGAGUCUCAGCAGGGCUUUGUCCAUUCUCAAGAUCAGGAGAGUGGAGCCACCACCCCUAUCUCCUUGCCUGGAAAUCUUGGUGACGCAGCUCAUUUUGUCCCUGAUGGCGGUCACAGCAGCGGACUGGAUUCACUGGAAUUCCAUGACCGCUUCGAUGGCUCUUUGGCUCAGGGUAACUCAGGCCAUUCUCCACUGCCACAAAGCCACCGCCAAGCAGACAGGCACAUGUGUGCCGACUGCGGAGAAAUGUACUCUGACAUCUCUGGUAUAAAAUCCCACAUGUGCUCGCAACGACGUCAGAACCAGAGUGGAAUGGCCAAUGGCUUUAUUGGAAACAUGGGCUUCCACAGCCCAGGAGGUGCUGCCCUUCCGUCAGGCAGUGCCAUCAUGAAAGAGGGCAGUGGACAGAGACGUGGCCAAGAGCAGAUGCAGUUUGGAGGAGGCCACUCGCAUAGCAAUGCUCAUGGCAAUUCCAAGCGAAUGGACAAUAAAGAUGACGAUGAUGAUGGCGAGGUUUACCAGUGUUCCGUCUGUGGGAACCACUACGCUAGCUUGAGAGCCUUGAGGAGCCACUUGCGUAGCCAUGGAAACCAAAGCGCCGGUCCCUCCGCCCUUUCUCCCACCAGCGAGCAGGAGUGGAGGAGGCGGCAAGAGGGCAGUGAAGCAAGUCUGUUAAUCUGCAGCACAUGUGGCCAGAGCUUCACCAGAAAACAGGACUUGCUCAACCACCAGCUAGUCCAUGGACCACCCAGGCCGGAUGGAUCUUCACAGGGCAUGGGGGGCAACAGCUCUAAUGCUAAUGGCAAAAUGGAUGGAAGGAACCACAUUUGCGUUGACUGUGGCAUGUUCUUUGCAGAUCGCCAUCAUCUGAUCACUCACCUGUGCCCAGGCAAGGCAAGAAGCAGAGUCCUGAACAAAGGCAUGAACGGAGCAAAAGGGAUGACGGGUGGUGCUGGGACCAGCAGUGGUGGUGGUGGUGGUAGUGGUGGUGGUGGUAGUGGGCCUGUGGACCAUCGGCAGAUGCCAGACCAUGGCGACCGGCCGCACAGGUGCGACCAGUGCGGGAGGAGCUACAGGCAUCCCUGUUCCCUGCUCAACCACAAGAAGUCACAUAAGACCGGGGUCUUCCGCUGUCUCGUCUGCCAGAAACGCUACUACAACCUUCUGGCCCUCAAGAACCAUCAGAGGACUCAUUUUGACUUAAAGAGGCAUAAGUGUGAAGAGUGUGGGAAAGCCUUCAAGAUCCAGAAGCAGCUGAUCAACCACCUACGGUUGCACGAAGAACACAGAGCCAAGGUUCAAGUCGGUGACCAGCGCCUUCAAGGGAUGUCGCAGCCCAACGGAGCCCGUUACCAGGGAGGGCCCUCCCAGCUCCAGGACAUGAGAGGUGGUGAACUCAAAGUCCCCAACCCUGCUAUGGCGGCUAGGUACGGACAGCAACAAGACUUUAAGAAGCCCUACGCAGGAGCUAGGGCUCAGCAAGUUGAUGAUGGUACCGGCCGCCGUCCCUUUGCCUGUGACCAGUGUGGACGCACAUACCGUCACGCUGGCAGUCUUGCCAAUCACAAAAACCUCCACAAGACAGGUGAAUAUCACUGUAACGUGUGCAAUUCCACCUACCCUAAUAGGCUGGCCAUGAAGAACCAUCUGCGCAUGCAUUUCGCCCUCAAGAAGUUCACCUGCUCUGACUGCGGCAAGGGCUUUAGAACCCAGAAGCAGCUCGAGGUCCACACCACCAACCAGCUCUGCAAAGACCUUCCAGGCACCAGUGCACAGACCACCACCACCACCACACCCGACUAUGAGUGUGAUGGGUGUGGAGAGAGCUUCUCCACUGCCACUGAUCUGGCAGCGCAUGACUGCAGUGCUCAGCUGCCCUCCUCCUCAGCUUCCCUCAAUAGUUCCACCCUGAGCAUGGAGGCUGGAGACCUCGGCUCCCCCGAACGGGACGAGCGCCCCUUCAGCUGCGACCUCUGCGGCUGCUCCUACAAGCACGCCAGUAGCCUGCUGAACCACAAGAACACGCACAAGACCGGCAACUUCAGCUGCUCCUACUGCGACAAGCCCUACACCAACUACAUGGCACUGCGCAACCACAUGCGCAUCCACACGCAGAAGAAGAGGCACAUCUGCAACACCUGCGGCAAGGCCUUCCGGCUGGCCCGCUUCCUCCGCAACCACCAGAGAGUCCACGAGGAGGGCCACACGCGCUUCGGCUGCCCCACCUGCGGGAAGAGCUUCCAGGGUCGGUCUGGGCUGGCCAGGCACCGCUGCGGGGACAACCAGGUAGGCAAGGUGGGCAGGAGGAAGGACACUUCAAGCACGAGAGAGGGAGAAGAGUGCCGGUUCACAUGUGAGCAAUGCGGUCGCUCCUAUCGGCAUGCUAGCUCGCUUCUGAACCACAAAAACACCCACACCGUUGGCAUCUACCAUUGCGCCGUUUGCCUCAAGACCUACUCCAACCUGCUCGCGUUCAAGAAUCACCGCCGCAUCCAUUCUGAAACGCGGCGUCACCGUUGCUCCGACUGCGGCAAAGCCUUCCGUGUCUCCUCCCAGCUCCACAACCAUCGCCGCGUGCACAUGAAGGAACGGGAGCUGGCCUGCUCCCUUUGCCAGCGAAGCUUCCCCAGCCAGGCCAGCUUCCGGCUCCACCUGGAGAUGCAACACAGCCGUGGCCCAAAAUCCUCGCAUCACCAUCAUCAUCAUCACCAUCAUCAUCAUCAGCAGCAGCAGCAGCAACAGCAGCCGGGUGCAUCUUCUGGGAACUCUGACUUAAGCUGGGGUUCAGGGCUGGACCUCACCCUGAUGCAGGCCCAGGGAAUUGACCCUAAUGGACUCCCCAAACUGAACCCCUCUGUCCAUGGCUCCAGCGGUGGUGGCGGCGGCAACGGCAGCAGCACGGGCGGGCAACCGCAGUCGCUGCAACGGAGCCGCGGGGAGACGGGACGUAAGCCGCACGUGUGCGACCAGUGCGGCCGCGCCUACCGACAUCCCAGCUCCCUGCUGAAUCAUAAAAACAGCCACAAGACCGGUACUUACUUUUGCAACUCUUGCCAGAAGGAGUUCUCCAAUCUGAUGGCGCUCAAGAACCACAGGCGGAUCCACACCGAGCCCAAACGCUACCAGUGCCCGGACUGCGGCAAGGCCUUCCGCGUCUCCACCCAGCUCAUCUGCCACCGACGCAUUCACACCAAGGAGAAGCCCUUUUCUUGCCAGCAGUGCGACAAACGCUUCUCCAGCAAGUCCAACCUGCGCCACCACCAGAAGGUUCACUGGAACAGUUCGACACCCUCGUCCACCAGCCUUACGAUGGGCGCCACCAACUUUUUGGGUAUGCCUUCGGGCCCCUUUCUAUAAGUAGCUGUUGCGGGGGGGAUGAGUGGAAAUGGGAGGCACAAGUAGUGUGAACAAGAAAAAAAAAAAAAAAUCAAUACUAAGGUCUUUGGAGGUGCCAAAAAAAAAAAACAAACGUUGCCCCCCCCUCCCUCCCCCUUUUCAUCCACCACCAUCUUCUGUUACCUUAGUGUUUAGAUGUGUCACUGUGAGAUGUCCUCAUAGAGCAGGUUCUGAUCUCAUUUUAGUUGGUUGCACAUCUGCUACUUUUUUUCCGUGCAUGCACUGUUAAGACAUGGGGUGAGAUGAAGGACUUCAUAUGGACCAUUAAUGCCACUUAGGGACUCCCGAAUCGGAGUGACAUUCCUGGCCCCGCCCACCAAUAAUCCGAAACUACCAACCACGGUUGACCUUGCCUACAUUUCACUCGAUGCCCCGUGUCAGACAAUUGACUGCCUUCUGGGUUAAACCGUUCUCUCAGCGUAGCGAGGUACGGUCGACUCAUCCGUUAAGCCGUUCAAAACUUAGAAUUGAAAAAGCUGUAAUCAUGUGGCAUUAGAAGAUGAACUGUCCUGGUGGGCUGUCUUUGUGGUACAUUACUUCAUGUUUCCUAAGUGGUUAUUGAUAGCUUAGCUGUGUCACAAUUUUAAAGACGUCACGAUGAACAUGACAGAUUAGACGAGUGGAAUUGCUAAUGUGUCGUCCCAGAGAAUAAACUGUAAAUAUCACAGCAAGGAUUUACCGAAGUCACUGAGAUAGUUUAAUGGGUCAAAAGCAGAGCAAGGUUUGGAGGAUAGGU